GGGAUUCUGCUUUCUCUGGACUGUAUUAUGUUUUACCUGGUUCCUGGGAUUCACACAGGGAAAUUCUGAAGAUGUGGAUGUUCUUCAAAGACUGGGCCUGUCAGGGAAAAGGCCAUCGAGUGGAUGGUCCUCAUCACGUACAGUUCCUCAAGGAGUCAUUCCUUUCAAAUCAGGGGUCAUCUUCACUCAGCGAGCGCGUGUCGAAGCACCAGUCAGCACCAUCCUCUCCGCAGGCUCCAGCACUGAUCUGCUCCUAGUGCUGAGCCUCUGCUCCCACCGCAUCAACAAUGCUUUUCUCUUUGCUGUCAAGAGCAAAAAGAAAAAACUGCAGCUGGGGGUCCAGUUUGUGCCUGGGAAGAUCAUAGUGUAUGUGGGUCACAAGCGCUCUGUAUAUUUUGAUUACAAUGUCCAUGAUGGCCAGUGGCACAAUAUGGCCAUCGAUAUCCGUGGCCAGACAGUCACUUUAUUUACUUCUUGUGGGAAGCGCAGAGUACAUGCGGAUUUGCAUUUUAAAAAGGACGAGGCAUUGGAUCCACAUGGAUCUUUCCUCUUUGGGAAGAUGAAUCAGCACUCCGUGCAGUUUGAAGGAGCCAUCUGCCAGUUUGAUAUUUAUCCUUCCACCAAGGCAGCUCAUCAUUACUGUAAAUACCUGAAAAAACAGUGCAGGCAAGCAGACACCUACCGGCCGAACCUGCCCCCUCUCAUCCCCCUCCUGCCCAGGGAUCCCAGUGCCUCCCCGAGUACCCCACAGCAUAUGGAGUCCUCACUGCAGGGUCUGAAAAACCUGACCACUGCUGCCCCAUCCUUGGAGUUUGGCAGGGUCACCGCACCCCUCAAGACUCGAGGUUCAGGUGCAACAACCGUCGCAUUGGUAUCAUCCCCACCAAGACUGACAACCAAAGCCAAAAAGGUCACAGUGGCCCCAUCUCCUGUUCCAUCAAGUACCGAAACACAGCCACCCACCCGUUCGCUCCCUCGGGGGACGGUGACGACCCCCAGGGUGUCUCGGCCCACUCCGAGCAUGCGCAUGGAGACUACUCCCCUUCCCACUGCCAGAAAGGCCCCACCAACAAGCCAGAUCCCUGCCACAGCCCGCAGGAAGGAGUCCAAGCAAGACACCAAAAAGAUGAUCAACCAAAAACCAACCGUUGAGCCCUCUGAAGUACCCAGUACUGUAAAGCCAACAAGGAGGAUGACUGACAACACAACCAGCAAUGUCCACUUUGUCACCCUGAAGCAAACCCCACCGAACCCAAGCAAUGGACCCGUUCCAAAGAAGCAUGUGCCGUCCCCCACCAGGAAAGCAGAUCCCAGCAAUGUCGCUCUGGUGCACCCCAAACCACCCCUGGGGUCUGCCCGUCCCGUCUCCAGAGCCAGGGCACCGGUCUUCAACCUCACAACCCCCGCUGCCACUGAUGGCUAUCAGAUCUUUGACCCGCUCGGACCCACUCAGUUUCCAUUUUUACUGGGAUAUCCAGGCGUGAAAGGAGAGAGAGGACCUCAGGGUCCACCAGGUCUGCCGGGCUUACCAGGACCACCUGGCAAGAGAGGUUCCCGAGGUCCCCCAGGUCCCCACGGAAACCCUGGUUCACCUGGCCCCCCAGGCCUGAAAGGUCAGAAAGGUGAUCCUGGGUUGUCGCCUGGAAAAGCUCGCAACGGACAGAAGGGAGACGUGGGCUUACCUGGUUUGACUGGGUUCCCUGGACCACCUGGUAGAAAGGGAUAUAAAGGCUACCCUGGACCACCAGGUCACCCUGGAGAGCAGGGCGAACGAGGACCAGAUGGAAGUCCAGGUGCCAAAGGUUAUCCUGGCAGGCAGGGUUUACCUGGCCCCAUAGGGGAAGCUGGUCCAAAAGGCAGUCGGGGAUAUAUUGGUCUCCCAGGAUUAUUUGGACUACCAGGAGCUGAUGGAGAACGAGGGAUCCCUGGAGUUCCUGGGAAGAGGGGCAAGAUGGGUAGGCCGGGUUUUCCUGGUGAUUUUGGGGAACGAGGACCUCCAGGCAUCGAUGGGAACCCAGGAGAAUUGGGAGCCCCAGGUCCUCCUGGAGUCCUUGGACUCAUUGGUGACAUGGGCUCUGUUGGACCAAUAGGCUAUCCAGGACCAAAAGGCUUAAAGGGGCUGAUGGGAAACCCUGGAGAACAUGGACUGAAAGGUGAUAAGGGUGAUCAGGGAGGAGCAGGUGUUCCAGGAGAUAUCGGCUUCCAAGGAGACAAGGGCAGCCAGGGUUUGCCUGGGGUCCCUGGGGCACGAGGCAAAGCAGGUCCCCUGGGAAAGGUCGGAGACAAAGGUCCGGUUGGGUUUCCAGGACCACCCGGCCCUGAGGGCUUCCCAGGUGACAUUGGGCCACCAGGAGAAAAUGGUCCUGAAGGCCUGAAGGGAAAGCCAGGAGCACGAGGUUUACCUGGGCCGAGAGGACUGCCUGGACAAGAGGGAGAUGAAGGACCCUUAGGACCACCAGGAGUCCCUGGUCCAGAGGGUCGAUCUGGCCGGAAGGGAUUUCCAGGAAGACCUGGUCCCGAUGGUCUGAAGGGUGAGCCAGGAAACCGAGGCCGACCAGGGAAAGUUGGUGAGCAGGGUCUAAUGGGUUUCAUUGGUCCCGUAGGGGAGCCUGGAAUAGUGGGAGACAAGGGCGACCGUGGCUCGGUGGGACCCCCAGGCCCUCCAGGAGUCAAGGGGUCGAUGGGGCACCCCGGGAUACCAGGAGGAGUGGGUGUUCCUGGGAUCCCUGGACCAACAGGUCCGGCAGGAGUCCGUGGUGCGCCAGGGAUAAGAGGGAUGAAAGGCCGCAGGGGUGCCAGAGGGCCUGAUGGACCAGUAGGUGAGCCGGGGUCACGAGGUGUCAAGGGCCGACCAGGGGAGCCAGGAAAGCUGGGGCCAGAUGGGCUGCAGGGGAAGAUGGGUGAGACUGGGGAGACAGGAGCACGUGGCUUCCCAGGUAUCCAAGGACCUUCUGGACCUCCAGGAGCAAAAGGGGCUCCAGGCGACCCGGGUCCACAAGGACCACAGGGGCCACCUGGGCCUUUGGGAGAAAUCGGGCAUAAGGGACCGCCUGGCUCAAUGGGACAACCUGGCCUCGCAGGUGAACCUGGCAUGAAGGGUGAUCCUGGCCUGUUGGGAGUCCCUGGAGAGCAAGGUCUCAUUGGCCAAAGAGGAGAAUCGGGGCUGGAAGGGGACAGCGGGCCACCCGGGCCAGACGGUGUCAAGGGAGACAAAGGAGAGCAAGGCCUGGAAGGAGAGAAAGGAGAAAAAGGCAACGAAGGACUGAAGGGAAAAGAAGGGCCUCCUGGAUAUCCCGGCAUCACAGGUGUCCGAGGACCAGAAGGGAAACCAGGAAAACAGGGAGAAAAGGGCAAGCCUGGCCAGAAGGGCAGCAAGGGCUACCAGGGGCAGCUCGGCGAGACGGGAUCUCCAGGGAAGGAGGGGCCAAAGGGGAACCAAGGCCCUAAAGGAUCCCGAGGUACCCUGGGACCUAUGGGUGCUCCAGGAAGGAUGGGUGCUCAAGGGGAACCUGGCUUAAAGGGUUACCAGGGACAUGCAGGACCACCAGGGCCAAUUGGACCACCAGGGCCAAAGGGAGAAAAGGGAGAACAAGGCGAUGAUGGGAAGGUAGAAGGACCACAGGGACCACCCGGAGACAGAGGCCCCGUUGGUGACAGAGGUGAUCGAGGGGAGCCUGGAGACCCUGGUUAUCCUGGUCAAGAAGGGCUUGAUGGAGAAAGAGGAAAACCUGGACAGCAAGGCUUACCUGGGGAUCCUGGGCCACCAGGCCAGCCAGGAGCAAAGGGAUCCAAAGGUGAUGUGGGUCAAAAAGGAAAGCAAGGAGCACGGGGCAAUGCAGGGAGUAGAGGCUCACCGGGCAUCCUUGGGCUACCAGGUCCUCGAGGAGUGGUGGGAAGGCAGGGUCAAGAGGGUGCCCCUGGAGUGGACGGGGUGCCUGGGAAGGAUGGCGUGCCUGGGAUGCUGGGAGAGCAGGGUGAUGACGGGGAAGAAGGUGUGACAGGGAUGUCAGGCAAAAGAGGGAACCCUGGCAUACCAGGACUCCCUGGGGCACAAGGACCACCAGGAUUCAAGGGUGAAAGAGGAUUGCCUGGACAGACUGGCCAAACAGGGAAGCGAGGAUCACCAGGAGGAACAGGCCUUCCAGGGAGCCCCGGCGAUCCGGGACCCAAAGGACAGCCGGGAGACUUUGGCGAGGCAGGAUUUCCAGGGAUUGCGGGCAUGUUUGGGCCAAAGGGCCCCCCAGGAGACCUCGGUUUCAAAGGCAUUCAGGGACCACGUGGGCCGCCUGGUCUCAUGGGAAAAGAAGGAAUUAUUGGUCCGCUUGGCAUUCAGGGUCCCACGGGAAGCCCAGGGCCCAAGGGAGACAAAGGCAGCCGCGGAGAAAUGGGUCUGCAAGGUCCAAGGGGUCCUCCAGGCCCACGAGGACACCCUGGCCCUCCGGGACCACCAGGAAUUCCAGCCUCAUUUCAACAAGACGGCUUUGGGGCAGCUUUCCAGACGCUAAUCGACUCAAACACCGCGUUCAAGACAGAGGGUUACCAACAUCCAGACCUUCUCAUGCUGGACCACGGAGGGGAGAUCUUUAAGACUCUACACUACCUCAGCAACCUCAUUCAGAGCAUCAAAAGACCCCUGGGAACCAAGGAAAACCCUGCACGCAUCUGUCGAGACCUCAUGAACUGUGAACAGAAGAUGAACGAUGGUAUGUACUGGAUCGACCCAAAUCUUGGCUGUUCCUCGGACACCAUACAGGUCAUCUGUAACUUCACCAAUGGUGGGCAGACGUGUCUCAGCCCCAUCACCGUCUCCAAGCUGGAUUUUGACAUCGGUAGAGUCCAGAUGAACUUCCUCCGCCUCCUGAGCUCAGAGGUGGUGCAGCACAUCACCAUCCACUGCCUGAAUACCUCCGUCUGGCGGGAAGGAUCAGCCGAGAAACCGUCGGAAAAAGCCGUGCGCUUCAGGGCCUGGAACGGACAGAUGUUUGAGGCAGACGGGCAGCUCCGGCCAGAAGUGGCAGCUGAUGAUUGCAAGAUCAAGGAUGGACGGUGGCAUCGGACUCUCUUUUCGUUUCGGACACAGGACCUCCAGCAGCUGCCAAUCGUCAACAUCUACAACCUUCCCCCAUCCGAGCCAGGAAAGCAAUAUCACCUCGAGGUCGGCCCCGUGUGCUUCCUUUGAACAAAGCCAUCGAAACCGGGCUCCAAGGCUUUGACCCCCCGUUUGGCCUAUGUCUUUACACAGGCUCUCCCACCUCUCUGCAGCAAGGACAGCUGGGCUGUAUCUUUUGGGUCAACUCUUGCUCUAGCCUUUGGCUCAAGGUCUCAAAGAACCCGUGAUCUACUGAACUCAGCAGAUUGUUGAAAGGAGGAAUAACAAGGGCGUAGGGGAAGCGGGUAUCAGGCGGGACGUGAACAGUGAAAAGGGAUCAGGGGACUAGAUGUUGCAAGCGAUUCCACACACAAAGCUCUUUCCAUGACCAAAGAAA
Messenger RNA from Balearica regulorum gibbericeps (East African grey crowned-crane), 5486 nucleotides. NCBI's taxonomy places the organism in Eukaryota, Metazoa, Chordata, Aves, Gruiformes, Gruidae. The record is from RefSeq and is a predicted model, not a curated record.